Dalotia coriaria is the source of this 1791-nucleotide messenger RNA. It is a transcript of the gene wol, whose product is annotated as Dolichyl-phosphate beta-glucosyltransferase wollknaeuel. Gene Ontology annotation, cellular component: endoplasmic reticulum membrane. The coding region runs from base 627 to 1688 and encodes 353 amino acids. Lineage: Eukaryota; Metazoa; Arthropoda; Insecta; Coleoptera; Staphylinidae. The record is from RefSeq and is a predicted model, not a curated record. The transcript has 5 exons.
UUCUGGAUACCUAGGUAUAAAAGUCAAUGAGAUUGCUGCUUUCCAGACCUCUCUCUGGGGAGAAUAUCCACCGAUCGCGGAUGAAAUGGACGGUAGGAUGUUGUACGCCCCGCAGGUCGUCGCGGUCGAGCUGUGAAAGUCGUACACAAGCGAGUAGACAACGCAGAAUGUAAAGGCGACACAGGGGAUACUACACGUAAACAAGGCAUACUUUUUAAACUUGAUGCGAAUCCAAGGCGCUGGUUCCUCUUCAUAUUCGAGCAGCCGCUUGUAGCGGGCGGUUUUCGAGACCAUCGUACCGACCUUCGGGCGCUUUUCAUCGCUGGAGUAUUUUGUUAUUAUCAACUGCCAUGUAAGCGAUUUUCCGGGCGAUACAUUUUGAACGCGGAUCGGCUGUACUAGAUUGGAGAGGUUACGUUUGGUGGGUGGAUAUGAUAAAUGCAUAUAUGCUGGUUGCCUACGUUGUCGUCUAUCCCGUAUUAAUUUGCGGUUAAUAUAGUUCAUCCCGCUUAUCUACUAUACAAUCAUUUAGACUAAGUUGUGCCAGCAAUGCAAUAAAAAAUAAAGAAAAUAAAAACCAAAACAUCUACACGUUUCACUUUACAGUCACAAACGUAUUCGCAAACAUGUGGGCUAUACUAAAACCUAUUUUAUUCUACGGAUCUGCGUUUCUUUUUACUGGAUUUUUAUCUAUGUGCAUAUUCUUAAUAUCAACGACGCAAACUUACCCGGCGAUAAAACGUAGUAAAAAAGAAAAGUAUUUCCAAGAUUUGUCUAGUAAUAGAGAUAUUGCAUUUCCUAGCAUUAAUGAACCAGCUUCAAUUAAUUUAAGUGUGAUUAUUCCAGCUUACAAUGAGGAAGAAAGAUUGGGAGUCAUGCUUGAAGAAUGCAUAGAUUACUUAAAUUCACGCUGCAAAGAAAUAAAAGACUUUAAGUAUGAAAUAAUUGUGGUUAGUGAUGGCAGUAAGGAUAAAACUGUUCAAAUUGCUAAUAAAUAUGGCAAAAACUUAGGUUCUGAUAAAUUCCGAGUUUUGGAUUUGGAAGUAAACAGAGGGAAAGGAGGCGCAGUCAGAUUAGGUAUGCUUAGUGCAAGAGGUGCUUUGUUACUCUUCGCUGAUGCUGAUGGAGCUACAAAGUUUGCUGAUUUGAGUAAAUUAGAGGCAGCUAUGGAGGGAAUGAUAAAUUGUAAGUUAUCACUUUAUUCAAGUAAUUGGAGAGUAAUAUUAUUUUGUUGCAUUUUAGGCAAUUAUUUAAAAGAUUUGAAAGCAAUUGGGUCUCAAGAAGCAAUAUCAAUCGGAUCGCGUGCUCAUCUAGAAGAAGCCGCUGUGGCAACAAGAAGUUUCUUUCGCACAAUCCUCAUGUAUGGCUUUCAAUUUCUGGUUAAACUUUUUGCUGUUCGCGGACUACGUGACACUCAGUGCGGGUUUAAACUUAUGACCAGGGAAGCUGCCAGAAAAUGUUUCAUCAGUUUGCAUGUAGAAAGAUGGGCAUUUGAUGUUGAAAUGUUGUUUAUUGCACAAAAACUAAAGAUCCCCAUCACCGAGGUGGCAGUUCGUUGGACAGAAAUCGAUGGCUCAAAGAUAACACCUUUCUGGAGCUGGUUGCAAAUGGGCAUUGACCUAGUACUGAUCUGGUUGCGAUAUUUGAUCGGGGCAUGGAAAAUUAGCGCAACCAAUAAACAUAAAUAAGAUUUAAGUUCAUGCUGUGAAUAUUCUUAUCAGUUGAAAAUCUGAUGUGUAUAAAUACACAGUAACCAUUGUAAUGUGAAACAAAUAAUAAGUGUAACACUGA